Molecule: messenger RNA, 1562 nt
Organism: Frankliniella occidentalis (western flower thrips)
Lineage: Eukaryota; Metazoa; Arthropoda; Insecta; Thysanoptera; Thripidae
Gene: Gclm
Product: glutamate--cysteine ligase regulatory subunit
Exons: 7
Coding region: 255-1031 (258 amino acids)
Biological process (GO): glutathione biosynthetic process
Cellular component (GO): glutamate-cysteine ligase complex
Molecular function (GO): enzyme regulator activity; glutamate-cysteine ligase catalytic subunit binding
Source: RefSeq, a predicted model, not a curated record
CGCGGGACUCCGAUCGGGAUCCCUAGGUCCCGAGGAUCGGGAUCGGGAAGGUCGGCUUUCGGUUCGGCUGCUCAAGGAUCCUUUGAUCCUGGGACUGGGAUAGCUAGUGCUAGUCAGCACAGCAGAGCAGUCAGUCGUCAGUCAGUCUUCUUGAAGUGCGUACGGUGUUGGCACGUUCGUCUGCCUACUUCGUCUGUCUGUUUGUUUAGAAAGUGUGAAGAUAUCUCUCGUGACACUGCACAACAUUGUCAAAAAUGUUGCACAGCGUUAGCGACAAGGCUAAAACGAUCCACAUUGAAACUGGAAAUAUGCUCAAUAUGAACAAUAUCAUGCUGAAAGUGUGGCAAAGUCCUGUCGACGAGCUCGUCGAAUGCUUGAAAAUUGUCGCAAAAGAAAGCCCAGAUCCUCCACCAGCACUCGAUGAUGGAUUAUUGAAGAUUGGUCCACUAAAGAACAACAGUGAAUUGGCAAAUUCAUUCGACGUAGAGGACAAAAAAGACCUCAAAAUAAAUGUGAAAGUAUUUGUCACUAAAACAGACAAAGAGUCCCUUUUAAAUGCUGUCAAUGGAGCAUUGUCAUCUCUGGCAACUGACACCAUUGAUUCUCUUGUAUUGGCUUGUCCGGAGACAAUGACUGAAAAGUCCCUUUCAUGUCUCCAGGAACUUUGGAGAGUCUUAGAAGAUUUUGUAGACAGCAAGAAGAUUAUUAGUGUUGGCCUAAGCAACAUUGAUACUCAACUCUUUAUCUCACUCUACAACUGGGCAAAGGUGAAACCCAGCAUUGUACAAGUGAAUCUAGCCACUUGUUGUGUUGUUCCUCCUGCUCUUCAAGAAUUUUCCAAGCAAAAUGAUGUUCAAUUGAAUACUACUAGUGAUCCUGCAGAUAUACUCCCCAAAGAUUCAAUGAAACAAGUCAUUGAACCACAACUCCCUUUUAGCUUGGUAUGGAUAUUCCGUUACCAAGUUCAAGUCAAAUGCCGGGGUGUACUAGCUAGUAAAGGGUAUGUUGUUUGCUGUCAAAGAUCUUUGUAAUUAUAAUACAAUCAUGGAUUUUUUUUUUUACUAUUUUUGUUUUUAAAUUGAGAGCAUCAAAUGAUUUAGUGUACUAAACCUGGUCUGUUGAAAAACUGAGCAUUUAAUUCAUGAUCUCUACACGUUUUUCUUACUCUGAGCAAUUUUCAGAAAAGCUUGUGCCUGCACACAUUUUUUUUUUCUUUUUGUGUGAUAUGUUUCAAAUUUUCUGCCUAAGGAAGUUGUGAUAUCCACCCUAUAGAGAGAGAGAGAGCCACGGUAAAUACAAUAUUUUCCAUUAUGUUGGAAUUCUUUGUAAUUAGUGCAUUUCUAUGCUUUUUACUUUUUUCUAAACAUGAAUGCCAUUUUAUAUUACUCUUGUUAUUGUGUUUGUAACACAAAUGUAGACAGAAAUAGUUUUUAAAAAAUAUAUUGAAUUUGUUCAUAUCAGUAUGGUGUUCUAUUCUUGUAAAAGACUAACUUCAGCUGUUAAUAAAAUUGUAAUUCUCACUGUAUGUGCCAUGGUUACCAAUAAAAUGAAUUAUAAAUUUA